AUGGCCUCAAGCAACAACACAAUGAAAGCAGUCGUGAUCCACACCCAAGGCGGCCCUGAAGUCCUCAAAGUCGAGACCCGGCCCAUCCCCACCGCCAGCCCAGGCCAAGUCCUCAUCCGCGUCAAAGCAUUCGGACUCAAUCGCUCGGAAAUGUUUACGCGACAGGGCCAUUCACCGGGCGUCGAGUUCCCGCGUGUACUUGGUAUUGAGGCUACCGGGAUCGUGGAACAUGCUCCCGGCGGGGAAUUUGAGAAAGGUCAGAUCGUAAUGACGGCCAUGGGUGGUAUGGGUCGUCAGUUCGAUGGUGGAUAUGCUCAGUAUACCGUCGUACCUACAAAUCAAGUCCAGGCCAUCACAGUACCGACGAAGCUCGGCUGGGACGUGUUGGGCGCUAUGCCUGAGAUGCUAAAUACAGCCUAUGGCGCAAUCAUAAAAUCUUUAGAAGUGAAGAAAGGUGAUCGCUUGCUCAUCAGAGGUGGAACGACUUCUGUAGGUCUCGCCGCGUUGGCGAUUGCCAAGGGACUCGGUGCGCAUGUCGCAUCUACCAGUCGACGACCGGAACGAGAGCAGAUGCUUCGCGACUACGGCGCGGAUGAAUUCUUCGUCGACGACGGCGCUAUAGCAGCGCAAAUCAAAGACGAUAGCCAAAAAUUCAACAAAGUGUUGGAAUUAGUCGGCGUUGUGACUCUAAAGGACUCCUUUCAGUGUACAUCCAAAGGAGGCAUAGUGAGCAUGACCGGGAUCGUGGGGAAUAAGUGGUCUAUUGAGAAUUUCCAGGCGAUGGAAUAUAUCCCCAAGUAUCGUUAUCUGACUACCUUUGGCGGCUGGAUUGAGGAGUUCAUGUCCACGCCGCUCAAUGAUAUUGUGCAACAGGUGGAGGCUGGGACGUUUAAGAUCAAAGUGGGCAGGGUGUUUCAUAUUGAUCAGAUUGCGGAGGCACAUCGGUGCAUGGAUGAUAAUGCCGCGGAGGGAAAAAUAGUCGUUCUUACUGAUUGA
Talaromyces amestolkiae is the source of this 996-nucleotide messenger RNA. RefSeq lists its product as uncharacterized. The record is from RefSeq and is a predicted model, not a curated record. The transcript has a single exon. Lineage: Eukaryota; Fungi; Ascomycota; Eurotiomycetes; Eurotiales; Trichocomaceae. Bases 1 to 996 code for a protein of 331 amino acids. Gene Ontology annotation, molecular function: oxidoreductase activity.